Actinia tenebrosa (Australian red waratah sea anemone) is the source of this 2127-nucleotide messenger RNA. RefSeq names its product 3-hydroxyacyl-CoA dehydrogenase type-2. The record is from RefSeq and is a predicted model, not a curated record. Gene Ontology annotation, cellular component: mitochondrion. Gene Ontology annotation, molecular function: estradiol 17-beta-dehydrogenase [NAD(P)+] activity. Lineage: Eukaryota; Metazoa; Cnidaria; Anthozoa; Actiniaria; Actiniidae. Gene Ontology annotation, biological process: fatty acid metabolic process; estrogen metabolic process; androgen metabolic process.
CGUGUGGAGCUUUAGUCACGCAAUUCAAAUCAAAUAGUAGUCCUUUGUUAGCAGCAUUUCUCCCGCUACUAUUUCAAGGAAUAUGCUUCUCAAAGACGUGGUUUGCCUCGUCACUGGAGGUGCUUCUGGUCUUGGUCUAGCUACUGCUAGGAGACUUCUGAACCAAGGAGCCAGAGUUGUGAUUGCUGAUUUGGCCAGCGAUGAUGGAGAACACAUCGCUGAAGAACUUGGCGCUAACUGCACGUUUGUUAAAGCUGAUGUUACUUCAGAGAAAGAUAUAGAUAUAGCAGUAUCAACAGCCAAGGAGAAGUAUGGCCUAAUAAAUACGUCUGUUAACUGUGCUGGAAUCAAUGUUACCAAACCAACAAUAUCAGAAGAUGGUGAACUUCAUUCUUUAGAUUUGUUUGAAAAGGCUAUCAAGAUCAAUGCCAGUGGGACAUUCAAUGUAGCAAGAUUGGUUGCCAUGGCAAUGUCAAAGAACACACCUAAUGAUGGUGGUGAGAGAGGUGUUAUUAUUAAUGUGUCAAGUAUCCAUGGUUAUGAGGGACAGGGCGGUAAAGUGGCAUAUUCGGCCACCAAAGGAGCCAUCAAUGCCAUGACUCUUCCUCUUGCACGGGAUUUGGCAAAGUUUGGAAUCAGAGUCAACACUAUUGCACCUGGGUUGUUCGAAACUCCCAUGUUUGUUGCAGGGAGACCAGAUCCUGUGGGCCGAGCUGCCAUCACAAAAACUGUUCCCUUCCCAAGCCGUGCAGGAACCCCAGAGGAAUUUGCACAUCUCGUUCAAGCAGUCAUUGAAAACCCAAUGAUGAAUGGAGAAGUUCUAAGAUUAGAUGGUGCUGUUCGUUUAUCCUAGGAUGACUAGGGUUCUACCUAAAGUUGUCAAGCUUAUUGAUCACUGACUGAACUAGGAAAUACUUCUUUUAUAAUCAUAGAGGUUUAUGGAUUGCAAACUUGGAAUAAUUCUAAAUUCAAUAGACCAUUUUCGAGUUCCAAAUUACUGCUGUGAUUCAUUAGCCUCAAAUCAGUGUCUAAAUAUUCACAAAUACCAACAGUAAAGUAAAGAAUGCAAAACUUCAACAAUACAAACGCGGACCUUCACUAGAACACAUAAUUAUUCUGCACAAAAUCAAGGCUAACCCUGUGCAACAGCAAAGUAGAAACUGGAGUAUUGUAACUUUCUUUUCCAAACUAAGAAAUAUACAUUAAACUUUUGAUACCCAGUACACUUACUUGAGUCUUGACAAGCUCUUGAUUCUAACUAGAAUUCUGAUCAUGUCAUGUAGUGAGAAUCGAAAGCUUGUCAAGACUCUCAUAAUAGUCUACUGAGUAUCAAAAGUUUAAUAAAUAAUUUUUACAAUGCGACUACAAUAACUGGGGCCACCUCGACAGCAAGAACCAAUCAAAUUGUAAAAUUUGAAGAAGUUAGGGACUGGUCAUUAUUUAUCGAAAGGGGGGAGGCUGGUGCAUUAUGAAAUAUGCUAUGCUUGAUUUUUGCUGACCCCCCUUCUUUUUAAGCAUGAUUUUUGCUGAUUUUUGCUUAAACCUAUGCAUAAAAUAUACUGACCCACCCCUAUUUGCACAGACCCCCCCCCCUCCAUAAAUAAUGGCUAGUCCCUUAAGGAAAUAACAAGAGGUUGAUUCAACAAUGGCAAGCCAAUCUGAAACCUAGUCUGCAUGAAUGGUAUUUUAACCCUGAUGUUAUCUAUAAGCAAAAAUGGUCAUUUUCUUGUGAGAAUAAAGAGGUAUGUUAAAAGGCUAUCGUUUUCUGCUGUUUUCCUGCUCCAGCGACCCAAAUUUGAAAUACAUGUAUUGUUUUCAUUCUACAACUUUAUUGGUUCUCACAUUCAAGGUGGCCAUGAUUAUCGGAGUCCCACCAUAAGUGUAUCUCAACCAGUGCACAUGAAAAUCCAUAUUUCUAUUCAAAAUAUACAUAGUGUUCAUUUUAAACUGGAUAAAAAAUUGUUUUAGUUUUCACUAUGGAGUUGAAGGGAUAUGUUUUUAGGAGGUACAUUUACAGUUCAAUGAGGCAGUUAAUUUUCUCUGGUGAUUAUCCUUCUUUACUGAAGGCAAUAAAGGUAAACUAGUAGGACAAAAAGAAAUCUGCUUAAUAAAAUGGUGGCAUCCAUA